CAGGGCAGGCUGGGCGGGGCCAGCAUGAGGCAACCAAUGAGAGCGCGAAAGCGGCCGGAAGUCACCGGGGUUGAGUGAGCAGCGGCAUGGCUGCGUUCCGGGAGUUGGGGUUGGCUCCAUGGCUGGUAGAGCAGGCGCGGCAGAUGGGGCUGAGCCGGCCUACGCCCGUGCAGGCCUCCUGCAUCCCGCCGAUACUGCAGGGCCGUGACUGCCUCGGUUGUGCUAAGACGGGUAGUGGGAAGACGGCAGCUUUCGUGCUGCCGGUGUUGCAGGUGCUCUCCGAAGACCCCUAUGGCAUUUUCUGCCUGGUGCUAACGCCCACCAGGGAGCUGGCCUACCAGAUCGCUGAGCAGUUCCGUGUGCUGGGGAAGCCGCUGGGCCUGAAGGACUGCGUGGUGGUGGGCGGCCUGGACAUGGUGGCACAGGCCCUGGAGCUCUCCCGCAAACCCCACGUUGUCAUCGCAACGCCUGGCAGGCUGGCGGAUCAUCUUCGCAGUUCCAACACGUUCAGCCUUAAAAAGCUCAAAUUCUUGGUUUUGGAUGAAGCUGACCGGUUGCUGGAGCAGGGCUGUGCUGACUUCACGGCAGACCUGGAGGUGAUUCUGGAAGCUGUUCCAGCACGCAGGCAGACGCUGCUGUUCAGUGCCACGCUGACCGAUACGCUGAAUGAGCUGAAGAGCCUGGCCAUGAACAGACCUUUCUUCUGGGAGGCUGCAUCCGAGGUGCGGACAGUAGAUGAACUGGACCAGCGUUACUUGCUUGUACCUGAGGCAGUUAAGGAUGCAUACCUUGUGCAUUUAAUCCAGACCUUCCAGGAUGAGCAUGAAGACUGGUCUAUUAUUAUUUUUACCAAAACCUGCAAGGAAUGUCAAAUCUUGAAUAUGAUGCUUAGGAAGUUCAGUUUUCCUUCUGUAGCUCUGCAUUCCAUGAUGAAACAGCGGCAACGAUUUGCAGCUCUAGCAAAAUUCAAAUCCAGCAUCUUUAAGAUUCUUAUUGCUACAGAUGUUGCUGCCAGAGGCUUGGACAUUCCUACUGUACAAGUUGUCAUCAACCACAACACUCCAGGCCUGCCAAAAAUCUACAUCCACCGGGUUGGCCGGACAGCUCGUGCAGGUCGGAACGGAAUCUCUAUUACAAUGGUGACACAGUAUGACAUCCAUCUUGUGCAUGCUAUCGAGGAGGAGAUCAAACUGAAGCUGCAGGAGUUUUCUGUGGAAGAGAAACUGGUGCUUGACAUCCUUAACCAUGUGAAUAUUACAAGGAGGGAGUGUGAAAUAGAACUGGAGUACAUGGAUUUUGACGAGAAGAAAGAAAUAAAUAAGCGGAAACAAAUGGUCCUUGAAGGAAAGGAUCCAGAUCUGGAGGAAAAAAGGAAGGCAGAGCUGGCCAAGAUCAAAAAGAAAAACAAUAAAUUCCGUGAGAAGGUCCAGCAGACACUGCAGGAAAAGAAGCAACUGCAGAUGAAGAGGAAACUACAGAAGAAAAUGGAGCGGCGGAACAAACUGCGUGCUAAGGAAGAGAAAUAACAUCCUUGGCCUCCCACUGAUGGAGGGAGUGUGGGAGCUCUGCUGGUUGGCUUGGACUGCCCUGAUGUUGCUGCUGCUUUGGGAAUACUGGGAUCCAAGAGUUUUUAUGUGGACACUUUAACCUGAAACCAGUGUUGGAGAGUAUGAGGAAGGUGGAUGAGGGGAGAAGGGACAGUUUGAUAAAUGUCCCCAUUACUUUUCCUCUCUGUGUAGUGCUGCUGGCUCGGGUCUUUCCUGUCAGGCUCGGUCAAUCUCUUGAAAGAAUGUCUUUUUCAAGAGUAUGUUUCCUUCCUCUGGUAAAGGAGAGGCCAGACCAGAAUUCUUGGUGAUACAAAGGGAAAUAAAGAUCCUCUCUCUCUCUUCCCCUCCA
Messenger RNA from Phasianus colchicus (ring-necked pheasant), 1896 nucleotides. It is a transcript of the gene DDX49, whose product is annotated as DEAD-box helicase 49. Gene Ontology annotation, cellular component: cytosol. Gene Ontology annotation, molecular function: nucleic acid binding; RNA helicase activity; ATP binding. Lineage: Eukaryota; Metazoa; Chordata; Aves; Galliformes; Phasianidae. The record is from RefSeq and is a predicted model, not a curated record.